Messenger RNA from Vespa velutina, 1081 nucleotides. RefSeq names its product keratin, type II cytoskeletal 1-like. Lineage: Eukaryota; Metazoa; Arthropoda; Insecta; Hymenoptera; Vespidae. The coding region runs from base 62 to 802 and encodes 246 amino acids. The transcript has 3 exons. The record is from RefSeq and is a predicted model, not a curated record.
AGUAAGAAAUCUCUUCUACCAACAGCCGUCGGUGCAUUUGCCGAAAGACGCGCGUUCGAUCAUGAAUAGAAUCGUAUUACUUUCACUAUUGUCCUUGGCCGCGGCCGCACCGGUAAUCGUCGAUCAACAUUACAACCAUGAGGAUCUAAUGCGGAUAGUAAGACAUUUGCAAGAUAUCAAGAGAUCGGACCAUGACAAUUUUGGGAGUUCUGGAGAUAGUGGUAGCUAUGGUGGUGGUAGCUAUGGUGGUGGUGACUAUUCCAGUGGCCACGGAGGUGGUGGUUUUGAAGCUUCCGCUGGACAUUUAGAGUCUGGUGGAGGUCAUUUAGACGGAGGACAUCAGGAUUAUUCUUCUUUCGGUGGAUAUGGUGGACACGGUGGUGACGAGGGUGGUCAUGGAAUUUCUUUAGAUGGCGGACAUAAUUUUGUUCACAGCGUACCAAUUUCAGAACACGUUGAAGUUACCAAGCCCAUAGCUGUGCCAGUUGUCAAGGAGAUAGGUAUACCAGUGCCACAACCAAUAAAAAUUGGUGUUCCACACCCAGUUGCUAUCGGAGUUCCACAACCAUACCCAGUAGCAGUACCAGUAUCAAAACCCGUACCUAUUCAAAUUGUGAAGACGGUAGCUGUGCCCGUCGAAAAAAAGGUUCCAUAUCCCGUAGAAAAACAUAUACCUGUGCCUGUGGAGAAGCCAGUUCCCAUAACGAUUGAAAAACAUGUGCCAGUUCCGGUGGUUAAGCCUUAUCCCAUCAGAAUCCCUGUCUAUAAAACGAUCUACCAUCAUGCGAAAAAGGGUCAUUAGAAUGGAAAAUGAAGGAGUGUCCUUCAGAAAUGUAUAGGCACUCACGAUAGCCAAGAGAGAUGGCAAAAAAAGGUGUCCUUAGGAAUACGUAAAGGAGUUGACAACGAAUAAACUUCGUUAUCUCUUCUUUUCGAAUUUUUUACGUGAUAUCUAUUUCUUGUUAUUAUUAUUAUUAUUAUUAUUUUUUUUUUUUUUCAUAUGUUGUAUAUACACAAAAUAUCCAUGUAAGCAUUGCCGAGUGCAUUAAUUAUGCGCUCAUCCUCUCGACAAUGCAUUGUU